AUGGCAAAGACUUGUAAACGGAAACGUUCAAGACCCCGUACAAGGAGACAGCGUGGGGGAAAAUUUGAUUUUCAAAAAGCCAUUGAGAAAACAGGCAUGGAGUUUCACAUUCCUGGUGGCUAUAAUUAUGCUGGCCCUGGCACGAAACUAGCCAAACGUUUGAAACGCGGGGACAAGCCAAAAAAUAGAUUUGACCGUAUUGCUAUGCAUCAUGACAUUGCCUAUAGCAAAGCAAAGAAUUUGCAAGAUAAAUGGAAAGCGGAUGACGUCAUGAUCAAAGCCAUUGAUCGUUUACCCGGGAAAAAGACCAUGACCGAGAAAGUCGUCAAGAAAAUCAUGCAAGCCAAGAAGAAACUCAAAUUGUAA
Molecule: messenger RNA, 366 nt
Organism: Porites evermanni
Lineage: Eukaryota; Metazoa; Cnidaria; Anthozoa; Scleractinia; Poritidae
Source: the annotation of a GenBank genome assembly